AUGGAUCCUUUUGAUAUCGAAGACUACAAACAAAAACGUGAUAUUGAAGACACUUAUAUCGUCAACCGAUUUAUUCAGCGUCGAAAAAAAUUAGAGGAAGGUAGUGGAUCUCGUAGUAGAAAAUAUUUAAAUAGAGAUCAUGCAGCGACAAACCAAAGACUCAUUGACGACUACUUUGCCAACGAGCCUACAUAUGACGAUCCAAUGUUUCGUCGUCGGUACCGGAUGCAAAAGCAUGUUUACCUUCGAAUCGUUGGAGACCUUUCAAUUACUGAUAACUACUUCACCCAGCGAGUUGAUGCCGCCAACAAAGAAGGUAUAUCACCGUUAGCAAAAUGUACCACAACAAUGCGAAUGUUAGCAUAUGGUGUGGCAGCAGAUGCGGUCGAUGAAUACAUCAAAAUAGGAGGUACUACAUCAUUGGAGUGCUUACGUAGAUUUUGUAAAGGAAUCAUACGAUUGUAUGAGCAAGUGUACCUGAGAGCACCAAAUCAAGAUGACCUUCAAAGAAUACUACAUGUUAGUGAAAUGCGGGGGUUCCCAGGGAUGAUCGGGAGUAUUGACUGCAUGCACUGGGAGUGGAAAAAUUGUCCUAAAGCAUGGGAAGGAACGUUGAACGAUAUCAAUGUUCUAGACCGGUCACCGGUGUUUGAUGAUGUGGAACAGGGAAAGGCUCCACGGGUGAAUUUCUUUGUGAAUCAACAUCCCUAUAAUAUGGCAUACUAUCUAGCUGAUGGUAUCUACCCUUCUUAUCCAACUUUCGUCAAAUCAAUUAGACUUCCUCAAAGUGAACCCGAUAAGUUAUUUGCAAAACAUCAGGAGGCAUGUCGGAAGGACAUCAAACGUGCUUUUGGAGUGCUUUAA
This is a messenger RNA of Medicago truncatula (barrel medic), 864 nucleotides long. RefSeq lists its product as uncharacterized. The transcript has 2 exons. Bases 1 to 864 code for a protein of 287 amino acids. The record is from RefSeq and is a predicted model, not a curated record. NCBI's taxonomy places the organism in Eukaryota, Viridiplantae, Streptophyta, Magnoliopsida, Fabales, Fabaceae.